GUCGCCCCCUUGCGGCCCUCGAGGCAGUUCCGCACAUUUGUUUUGUUUGGUUCGUCAAAUCUCAGCUGAUUGAAAUAAUAUAAAUAAUUAUGGGGUUUAAAGUAGUUUUAUGUUUAGUUUUAGUAUGUUUUACCCUCUGUGGUGCCCAAGACAUAACCUUCGACCUGUCUGAUAGAUUAAAAUCAACUAAUAUUUUAAAACAAUUUUACAAUUUUACGAACGAUAGGGCGCAAAUUAACAUUAAAAACAUUGCGGACUCUGUCGGAUUUAUAAUAGUGCAAGUACAUUCACAUUUGAAUAAUGUCACUCUGUCCUCAAGUAGAGACAACAAUUUAUAUUCGACAAUCACAGGCACCAACAUAGGGUUGAUCUACGCCAAUGACAGUAGUUCCACCACGUUUUACCUGUCGAAAUCUUUUACUCAACACAAUAAAAUAUUGAUAGUUAUAACCAUUCAUAAAGAUACAGAUCCUGUCCCUGGAGGCUGCAACCUAACCUUCAACAAUAAAGUCGCCCCAUACCAAAUGAUUUCCCAAACUGAUGACAUGAUAGAAGUUAAUUUUCAAGCUCCAUCUGGCUAUGGUAUUGACUGUGAUAACAACUCUAUCCAAAUAGAGAAGUACCACUUAUUUCUACCAGAAAUGGACAAUUCUACACAGAAAUAUUUUGAGUAUUUGCAAAAAAUGCUUACAGUAGAAGAUAUAACAAAACAUGGUUACAAGGUACCCAGUUAUGAGGGUUAUUACAAGUACAAGACUUUGUACAGUGCUUACAGGGGCACUGGUCAGGUGUUUGCAGUCGUAAUAAGGUAUAAUAAUGCCAGCUCGGCAUACAUACCAGCAAUUUCUUAUGCUUGUAAUGCCUGGGAUUGGGAUGACUGUUAUGGACCAAUAACUACACAUUGGAAGUUUGCUUGUGCUACGUUGUUGAUUUUUGGACUUUUUGUUUGUUUCUUUGGACAUUACUUUUUUAAAACUACAUUAGCUCUAGUUGCAUACACUUUUGGGGUUCUUCUUACAUUUCAAAUUAUGUCACUGACAAGUAAAUAUUCAUUUGAAGCGAGGUCAACAACAUCCCUGGUACUGGGAAUUGGGUACUCGGUGGCGUGGCAAUUUAUGUGGGUGAAAUUUGGCGUGCCUUUGUUGUCAGCGCUUUUGACUUACUUCCUCGCCGGAUACCUCGUUUCAUCUACUGUCUUCUAUGGCUUGGGUGACAUACCAAUAUUUCGCAACGAUGAGAAUUUCUGGUUAACUUUUGUGGGAAUUUCGAUCGUUACCAUGAUAAUAUUAUCCGGAAUGUUCUCUAUAGGACAUCGAUUAGGAUGCGUCCUAUUAGGUUCCUACGCCGUUAUAGUGGCUUCCAAUUAUUACUUGGGUGGUUACUUUCAGUACAUCAUGAUCAAUACGAUCAGAAGAGGUACCGUUAAGAAUUUUAAUAUGGCUGUGAUUGAUCAUCCUUAUCAAUGGAAAGAUAUGUUGCAAACAGUAGUUUGGGCUUUACUAGCUUGGAUAGGGAACUACAUACAGAAAAAAACUCAAAAGGGGAGAGCUCCCUUUCCUAAUAAUACUUGUUUUUUGAACUGCGGCGGUCGUCAAACGAAUUUAUUUAAUUCAGUCCCGACAGAGACUACUCCUCUAUUAAGAAGUUAUGUGCCCGAAUAUGUUUAAUUAUAUAAUGUAUUUUUUUAAAUUGUUGUUUUAUUGCCUCCUUAAAAUGUAUUAACAAUGAUGACAAUGUUUACGUCAUAGUUUUAAUUAUAGAAAAGUAAAACUUACCUUUUAUUAAAUUAUUGGAAGUUUAAUAGAAUAACUUAAAUAAAACUAAUGUAUUUGGAUA
Messenger RNA from Aethina tumida (small hive beetle), 1836 nucleotides. Its product is annotated as transmembrane 7 superfamily member 3. NCBI's taxonomy places the organism in Eukaryota, Metazoa, Arthropoda, Insecta, Coleoptera, Nitidulidae. The record is from RefSeq and is a predicted model, not a curated record. The transcript is spliced from 6 exons. Bases 90 to 1667 code for a protein of 525 amino acids.